Messenger RNA from Rhodotorula graminis WP1, 1933 nucleotides. RefSeq lists its product as uncharacterized. The transcript has 4 exons. The record is from RefSeq and is a predicted model, not a curated record. NCBI's taxonomy places the organism in Eukaryota, Fungi, Basidiomycota, Microbotryomycetes, Sporidiobolales, Sporidiobolaceae. The coding region runs from base 1 to 1872 and encodes 623 amino acids.
AUGGCCGCAGGUCGUCACCGUAGCCCGGCGUCCGACUUCACCCUCCAGGGCGACGCCUCGUUCGUCAUGCCCAGCUCGUCGACCACGACCUCGCGCCGGGUCUCCCCACCUGCGAGCACCUCCGGCGACGGCCCUCGCGCUCGUCGCCCAGCUCCCGUCCACGACGCCUCGGACCUCGACAUCCGCUUCGACAUGCCGCCGCCGUCACCGCCAGCAGCCGUCGCCGCCGUCCGCAAGGUGACGCCCGAGCCCGACUUUGCCUUCCCGACCGUCACCUCUGCCGCCUACUCGCCUCCGCCAUCCCCGCCGCCCAAGGACCUCCCUCCACCGUCGUCGGGCGCCAAGGGCGGCUUCUACAGCAAGUCGUCGUCGAUCAAGCAGGCGCGCGAGUACAAGUCGACGCUCGCCGGCGCGCCCAACGCGACGUUCGAGGGCCGCCCGCUCCAGUGGCGCGACAAGGGGCAGGAGAUGGCCCGGUUGCGCAAAAAGGCGGCGACCGACAAGAGCUUGACGAUGCACCAGGUCGCGGUCGGCGCGGGCACGCUGGCGUGCCUCGUCCUCGUCGUCAUCCUGUGGGGCAGCUCGAGGGGCAAGAGCCCCAUCGUCAAGCACAUGCAGCGCCGAGAGCAGAUCCUCGCGGCGAGCUUGGCCCCGACACCGCCUCACGUCGCCAAGCAGCGAGCUGUCCGCAAGCACGACUCGUUCCGCGACGAGCUGAGCACCGACGCACGGUACCUCAUCAGCCCUCCUCACGGCGACUUUGCCGAGCAGACGAUGAACCUGUACCACCUCACGCACCUGUCGUCGGCCCUGUCGCGCAUCCCGAUCUCGCACCCGUUCCUCCUGCCCAAGGACCGCUCGACCGACACGACGCAGCACCCGGUGUCGACCAUCUUUGACAUGGCGCGGUUCGGCGCCGCGACGUCGGUCGCCGUCGUCGACUGGCACGACCUGCGGCCGCACGAGCUCGAGGAGGCCGGUACGACCGAGCAGCUCGGAUGCUGGGUCGGCCAGGUCGGCGACCGCGAGCGGGACGAGCGCGCCGACAAGAUGCGCCUGACGGGCCUCGACCCGAGCUUUGUGCCUGUGCGGCUCGCGCCGACCAAGAAGGACGGCGGCGCUGUCGGUGACGACCUCAAGGCCACGCACGCCUUCCUGUCGCGGUUCGACAAGGACACGUCGGCCAAGGCCGGGCUCAUCGACCAGGCCAAGCACGACGCGUCCAUCUCCAAGGCGGCCUCGGCGACGCCCGAGAACCACGUCUUCUGCAUCGACCACUCGCUGUACCGGCCCGAGCACCCGACGACCAAGCACUCGACGACGCACCUCGACCCACGCGAUCACACGGCGUGGUUCAAGCACGGCAAGCACUUGCACUUUGCGCCCGAGGUGCACGAGACGGCGGGCGACCUCGCGGCGCACCUCCUCGGGCACCGGCACCCGUUCCUCGCCGUGCACAUCUCGGCCCAGGCGCGUGCGAGCGAGUGCCGCCUCCUGAACCAGCCCGAGCGCUGCACGCCCAACCUCGUCGACUACCAGCGCGCCGUCGACCGCGUGCGGCACCUCGUCGCGACGGGCCAGGGCCGCAAGUCGCGCGAGCACCGCCACUCGGCGAGGAGCCUCAACGUCGUCGUCUCGACCGACGUGACCGACCUCGCCUUCCUCGGCGAGCUGACCAACCUCGGGUGGACGGUGCUCGACUACGACGACCUCGAGGUGCGCGAGCGCUUUGGCCGGUGGGACAAGGAGGUCAUGGACCAGGCGAUCGAGGCGCGCUCGGCAGGGUUUGUCGGGACGCGCGGGAGCGCGCAGAGCACGCUGUCGGCGCUCAGGGUGCGCACCUGGCGCCAGGGCCCGACCGAGCUGGUGUAGACGUCGGCGCCCGCUCGAGUAGACCGCGCACGACUUUUGUAACGACCUCCCUCUCUCUCUC